Molecule: messenger RNA, 2912 nt
Organism: Loxodonta africana (African savanna elephant)
Lineage: Eukaryota; Metazoa; Chordata; Mammalia; Proboscidea; Elephantidae
Gene: LGALS3BP
Product: galectin 3 binding protein
Exons: 6
Coding region: 83-1840 (585 amino acids)
Cellular component (GO): membrane; extracellular matrix
Molecular function (GO): protein binding
Source: RefSeq, a predicted model, not a curated record
CAGGCUCCUGCAGCAGGAAGGCACAAGGCUCCAGGACAGCCACAGGAGUUACCUGGGCAGGAUCGAGGCUCCAGGUACUGCCAUGGCACUCCCUGAGCUCCUCUGGAUAUGGCUGCUCGUCGCAGGGACUCACGGCCUGGAGGACGGCACCAUGAGGCUGGUGAACGGGGACUCGGCUAAUGAGGGCCGCGUGGAGGUCUUCUACAGAGGCCAGUGGGGGACCGUGUGUGAUGACGGCUGGGACCUGGACGAUGCCCACGUGGUCUGCCGCGCCCUGGGCUUCGAGAAUGCCACCCAGGUUCUGAGAAAUGCUGCAUUCGGGCAAGGAACGGGCCCCAUCAUGCUGGACGACGUGGAAUGCGUGGGCACUGAGCCAUCGCUGGGCGACUGCAAGUCCCAGGGCUGGCUGCAGAGCAACUGCGGACACCAAGAGGAUGCCGGCGUGAUCUGCAACAACAAAACCGCAGGCGUCUACACCCUCGACUUCUCUAGUGAGCUCUCGGAGGCCCUCAGUGGAAUCUUUGACAGCCAGCAGGGCUGCGACCUGUCCAUCCAGGUGCUGGUCGGGGGGAAGGAGGCCCUUAGCAUCUGCGCACACACGCUGAUCCUCUCUGCCAACCCUGAGGCCCAGAGCCUGGUGAGGAAGUCAGAAGGCAAGGUCACCAUGGAGGUGGACACCGAGUGUGUGCCCCUUGUCGAGGACUUUAUCAGGUACUUGUACACCCGCAGGCUUAACGUCUCCCUGAAGUCCGUGAAGUGCUUCCACCAGGUGGCCUCUGCCCACGGGGCCAAGCAGCUGCAGGACUACUGCGCGCACCUCUUCGCCGCCGUCAUCCCCCAGGACCCCUCCUUCUGGACGACCCUGGACCUCCACGCCUACGCCCUGGCCACCAGUGAUGCCCUGCUGGAGGCACUGUGCGUGCAGUUUCUGGCCUGGAACUUCGAGGCGCUGACGAAGGUCGAGGCCUGGCCCAGGGUGCCUGUCGCCCUGCUCCACACGCUGCUCUCCAGGAGCGAGCUGGCCGUGUCCAGCGAGCUGGCCCUGCUGAAGGCAGUGGACACCUGGGGCCAGGAGAAUCACGCCUCCCAUGGGGUGAUGGCGGGUCUGCUCGAGGGGGUCCGCUUCCCCAUGAUGCCGCCCACUGACCUAUUCGAGCUGCAGUUUAACGUGACCCUGUUCCAUGACCAUGAGUCGUUCUUUCAGAAGAAGAUGCUGCAGGCCCUGCAGUUCCACACGGUGCCCUUUCAGCUGCUGGCCCAGCACCAGGACCUGAACCUCAGCCAGGAUGCCUACCGACCCCGGCUCUACAUGACGCCCACCUGGAGUGCCUCCGUCUCAGGGGACCCCCACAACUCCCGGCUGGCGGCAACGUCCAGAAGGGAUGCCUACUUUUCCAAGUACUCCUACUAUACUCCUUACCCCCCAGCCCCUUCUGGCUACAGAUACUACCCCUUUCAGUCCUUCCAGACCCCCCAGCACCCCAGCUUCCUCUUCCACUCCACGUUCCUCUCCUGGUCGCUGUCCUACCUCCCCACCGUCCAGAGCUGCUGGAACUACGGGUUCUCCUGCUCCCCUGACGAGGUCCCUGCCCUGGGCCUGACCAGGUCCGACUACCCGGAUCCAGCCAUUGGCUAUGAGAACAAAGCCCUGAUGCUCUGCAGUGGCCGCUUCGUGGCCACUGUCACUGACUUCAGGGGCCAGAAGGCCUCGAUCCCCAGUGCCCUGAGCACCAAUGGCUCCAGCAACGUUUCCUUCUUCCCCUGCCCCACGGGCUCCUUCAACAGCUUCUACGCCAUCAUCCGCCCCUUCUACCUUACCAACUCCUCAGACGUCUGCUAGAUGGGGCAGCCAGGAGAGGCCAAGCACACCCUGGAAACACCCAGCCAAAGGCCUCUUUCCUCCCUAUGGCCACCUCCACAACCGGCCACCAGGUGUCUCCUCCUGCCUGCACCCAUCCUGAGCAUAUAGAAACCACUAGAAGAUUUCAACUAGUGCUUCCCCGAGUGCUGAGAACCCGCCCCCCCACCCCAAUACUCCUGCAUCCCAGCUGGCUCCAGGUGGAGGGGCAGCAAGACCUGAGCGCAGUUGUAUUGACUUUUCUCAGGUCCCUGGUCAGUCUCCCUUGCCUGAGAUCAUUAAACUUGCCUUGUGGUCCCUGGUACAUGCAUCCAUGCAGAAAGCGUUAUUGAGUCCGUGCUGUCUUCUGACGGUAGGGUGCUGGGCUCUGGGGUACAGUGAGAGAGAUGCGCAGGGUCCCUGCCCUCGAGAAGCUUACAGUCCAGUGGGAGAGGCAGGAGUACAAAAGUAAACAGAUGGCUGAGGUGACAGGGAAUGGCACUAAGGCUAAGGGUACAGCGGUCAAGGAACAGGGAGGAGCUGCAUUAUGUUGGUUCUCCGUGAAGGAAUGAGCACCAACUAGGUCUGAAGGACAAGGAGCAGAAGACAAGUGGAAAACUGAGGGGUGUGUUCCAGGUAAAAGGAUCAGUAGGUUCUGGGACUCUACAAACCCUCGCGUGUGAGCAUGGGGGCGAAAGCCAGUUGCCAUUGACUCAAUUCCAACCCACAGUGACACCACAUGUGUCAGAGUAGAACUGUGCUCUAUAGGGUUUUCGGUGGCUAAAUUUUCAGAAGCAGGUCACCAGGGCUUUCCUCCAAGAUGACACUGGGUGGACUUAAACCUCCAGCCUUUCCGUUAGCAGCCGAGCACGUUCACCACUUGCACCACUCAGGAACACCCGGGAACAAAGCACAGACAGUCUCAUUUCAGUGUUGUUUAUAAGAAUGGAAAAUUGGAAACCAUCUAGACACCCAUCAAUGGGGUGCUUGACCACAAAUAAGACCCCACGAUGGGGUUCAGUCAGUCAGAGGAUUUCUGGAACAAGAUUGGGGUGGCGGCAGGGGAGACUCAAAA